AUGGAGGGACCGUCCUCUUCGUCGGUGCCGACGGCUUCUGAUGCACCAUCCAAGUAUUUGUUGCCUUCUGAUAGUGACGAUGGCAUCGCUACGUCUUCUGCAGCAAAUGUAGGUGCCAGGAACCACGUGACGAAUACAGAGAAGAUGGAAAAGGAGAAGAAGCCGUCGCCGAUGGUGCUCAACGUGGAUCCAGAUUACGAUUACGACGAGGAAGAUGGUGGCUCCUGCGAAGAAGAUCAACGUGGUCCUCCAGCUCCGAUCAGCCGAGAAAUCGUUGAUGGAGCGAUUGCAAGACGGUCCAGAGAUCGACAAAUUUCUCCUGGAGUGAAAAUGUCCAUUGGAAACUAUGACGAUAUGGAGGACGACGACGAGGAAGCGGAGACUCCAGAAGAACAAAAACAGCGAUUUCUAGCGUCAAUGAAGAGAAUUAGGAAUCAGCCACAAGAAGCGUUCGAUCCUCCCGAAGACACUGAAGCAAUGCGUGAAUUCAUCAAUCGACAAGUGAACGAUGCCAUGAUGUUCAAUAGAGAUAAUCACAUCGAUUAUUCGCCAGUGAACAAACCAAAGGAAGCGAAAAUCAUUGAGGGAUAUCUGUGGGGAGGAAUUAUAGGAACUGGAUCUUAUGGAAAAGUCAAGGAGGUUAUUGAUAUUUAUACAAUAACGAGAAGAGCCGCCAAGAUUAUGAAGUACGAAAAGCUACGAAAAAUCCCAAACGGCUGGGACAAUAUCCGCAGUGAAAUGUCGAUUCUUCGUCGCCUAAACCAUAGGAACAUCGUCAAACUGAUUGAAGUAUUCAAUCUACCAGAAAAAGGAAAAGUCUACAUGAUCUUCGAGUACUGUAUCGGUUCUGUUCAAAAUCUCAUCGACAUGGAACCAGCGCAUCGUCUAUCAAUCGGAGAAUCCCAUGCCAUCUUUUUGGAGCUGUGUCAUGGAUUAAACUAUUUACACUCGAAACGAGUGUCCCAUAAGGAUAUCAAGCCAGGAAACUUGCUGCUUUCCAUUGAUAUGACUGUUAAGAUUUGUGAUUUCGGUGUCGCUGAGCAGAUAUGCUUGUUUCAGUCCGACGGACGGUGCACAAAAGUCAACGGAACACCCAAAUUCCAGCCGCCAGAGUGUGUUUAUGGAAAUCAUGAGUAUUUUGACGGCUACAAAGUAGAUAUGUGGAGUGCUGGUGUCACACUGUACAAUAUGGUUUCUGGAAAGUAUCCAUUCGAGCAACAAGUGCUGCUAAGAUUGUAUGAAUCGAUUGGAACGAAUCCAGUGGAAAUGCCAACAAAUGUGGAGCUGAGCAAGGAUUUACAAGACAUAAUCAAACGCCUGCUAGACAAGGACUUCAACACUCGUCCGAACAUUUCCGAUGUGAUGCAACAUCCAUGGUUCCAGACAGGUUUCCCUGAAGACCAAGGUCUUGGAAGAAUCAUGGAACGAAUGAGAACUGGGGACCGCCCAUUCACAAUGUAUCCCUCUCUACAAGCAAUGUACGAUGGUGCUGGAAGUGAAGUGAUUCUGGAUGAGGACGGUAAUGAGCUCGUCCUGCCACCACCUGAUUUGGUUAAACGAGGUUUGAAAUUUUUUCUUGAGUUGAAAAUUCUUGAAAAUCUUCCAGGAACUCUUUCGCUUUCCUCAUUUCCCGGAUUUCAAACUCUUGAAAAACGUCCAGGCGACGGACCACCACCGUCGUCGGAUUCUGGAGUCGUAGCAGCACCGGAUUCAGCAUCUGGAGACCCACUGAGACGUCCGUCUUCAAGAUCAAUGCCAACUUCCGCGCCACCGAGACCACCGUCAGGGGCUGUUGAAGUUGUAGAAGCAGUGGCUGCCCCUGAAGCCGUCGUCGAGGAUCCAGUUGUUGAAGAAGCCCCCGCUCAGCAACAGGAAGCUCCAGAUAGAAGAAGACGUGGAAAACGAAGCCUAUUCUCGUGUAUUUUCCGAUCCAGAACUGAUAGCAGUUAG
Caenorhabditis briggsae is the source of this 1950-nucleotide messenger RNA. It is a transcript of the gene Cbr-par-4, whose product is annotated as Protein CBR-PAR-4. The coding region runs from base 1 to 1950 and encodes 649 amino acids. Gene Ontology annotation, molecular function: ATP binding; protein serine/threonine kinase activity; protein kinase activator activity. Gene Ontology annotation, biological process: establishment of cell polarity; glucose homeostasis; protein phosphorylation. The transcript is spliced from 9 exons. NCBI's taxonomy places the organism in Eukaryota, Metazoa, Nematoda, Chromadorea, Rhabditida, Rhabditidae. Gene Ontology annotation, cellular component: cytoplasm. The record is from RefSeq and is a predicted model, not a curated record.